GCUGCUGCUUUGCUUGCUGCUGCUGCUGCUGAGGCUCUCAGGAAGGCAUCUAUGGAUCGCAGCUCCCUGCUGCAGCUCAUCCAGGAGCAGCUUGAUCCUGACAACACUGGUUUCAUCGGCGUGGAGACCUUCGCCAGCCUGGUGCACAGCCAUGAACUGCCCUUGGACCCGGCCAAACUGGAAAUGCUGGUGGCACUGGCCCACAGCAACGACGAAGGACAGAUCUGCUACCAGGAGCUGGUAGACCUGGUCAGUGGCAUCAGCAGCAAGCGGUCCAGCAGUUUCAAGCGAGCCAUCGCCAAUGGUCAGAGGGCACUGCCCCGGGAUGGACUCCUGGAUGAGACCGGCCUGGGCUUCUACAAGCGUUUUGUCCGCUAUGUGGCGUAUGAGAUCCUGCCCUGUGAGAUGGAUCGGCGGUGGUACUUCUACCAACACCGCGCUUGUCCGCCACCAGUAUUCAUGGCAGUCGUCACACUAACCCAGAUCAUCGUGUUUCUCUGCUAUGGGGCCCGGUUGAACAAGUGGGUGCUGCAGACGUACCAUCCGGAGUACAUGAAGAGCCCCCUGGUCUACCAUCCAGGGCAUCGCGCGCGCGCCUGGAGGUUCCUCACGUACAUGUUUAUGCAUGUGGGGUUGGAACAGUUAGGCUUCAAUGCCCUUUUGCAGCUGAUGAUUGGGGUGCCCCUCGAAAUGGUCCACGGCGUCCUUCGCAUCAGCUUCCUCUACCUCGCAGGUGUUUUGGCAGGUUCUCUGACCGUCUCCAUCACAGACAUGAGAGCGCCUUUGGUCGGAGGCUCAGGGGGAGUCUACGCUCUUUGCUCAGCACAUCUGGCCAACGUUGUUAUGAACUGGGCAGGAAUGCGCUGUCCAUAUAAGCUGCUCCGCAUGGUGCUGGCACUGGUGUGCAUGAGCUCUGAGGUGGGCCGAGCCGUCUGGCUGCGCUUUUCGCCCCCCUUGCCCUCCUCGGGCCCCCAGCCGAGCUUCAUGGCCCACCUGGCAGGGGCAAUCGUAGGCAUCAGCAUGGGCCUGACUAUCCUCCGGAGCUAUGAGGAGAACCUGCAGGAUCAGUGCGGGUGGUGGGUUGUGCUCCUCUCUUACGCCACCUUCUUGGUCUUUGCCAUCUUCUGGAACAUCUUCGCCUACGACCUUCUAGGGGCACAGAUUCCACCUCCUCCUUAGCGGUCUGCCCAGCCCCAGUUCUCUCUGCAACACUUAACCUGGAAGUGCCCAACAUUGCAGACA
This is a messenger RNA of Sceloporus undulatus (fence lizard), 1242 nucleotides long. RefSeq names its product rhomboid like 1 (gene RHBDL1). Lineage: Eukaryota; Metazoa; Chordata; Lepidosauria; Squamata; Phrynosomatidae. The record is from RefSeq and is a predicted model, not a curated record. The transcript has 8 exons. Bases 52 to 1179 code for a protein of 375 amino acids. Gene Ontology annotation, cellular component: membrane. Gene Ontology annotation, molecular function: serine-type endopeptidase activity.